Molecule: messenger RNA, 1230 nt
Organism: Egretta garzetta (little egret)
Lineage: Eukaryota; Metazoa; Chordata; Aves; Pelecaniformes; Ardeidae
Gene: METTL15
Product: methyltransferase like 15
Exons: 5
Coding region: 13-1230 (405 amino acids)
Biological process (GO): rRNA base methylation
Molecular function (GO): rRNA (cytosine-N4-)-methyltransferase activity
Source: RefSeq, a predicted model, not a curated record
AUCAACUCCAAAAUGCUAUCUCGGUGUCUCUGCCAAGUUUACAAGUGUUUGUUUCUUCACAACUUAAAACUGAAUUCAAUAAACGUGGCUACUUUAGCCAGACGGAUCCAUUCUUCAGCAAAAAAGCUUUCUGACUGUGAGUUAAAGGAAAAAACUGUCCAGAACUGUGAAACUAAAGAGUUGCCUCAAAGUACAGAAAAAAAUACUUUUGGAAGAUUGCACAUACCAGUGAUGCUGGAGGAGGUUAUUAAUUGUUUAUCCCCCCAGCCAGGCCAGUGUUUCCUUGAUAUGACGUUUGGAGCCGGAGGUCAUACUGCAGCUCUGCUGGAGAAAGCCAAGGACAUUACAAUAUAUGCACUAGACAGGGAUCCCACAGCUUAUAAAAUAGCUCAGGAGCUUUCAGAAUCCUACCCGAAACAGAUUCGAGCUCUUCUAGGACAGUUUAGCCAGUCAGAGGCUUUGUUAAUCUCCUCUGGAGUUGAGCCGGGGACUCUAGAUGGAGUUCUCUUGGAUGCUGGCUGUUCUUCAAUGCAAUUUGAUACACCUGAAAGAGGUUUUUCCCUGCAGAAGGAUGGACCUUUGGACAUGAGGAUGGAUAGUGACAGGUACCCUGACAUGCCCACUGCUGCUGAUGUUGUGAACGCUUUAGAUCAACAGGCGCUUGCGUCCAUCCUGAGAACAUACGGGGAGGAGAGGCACGCCAAGAAAAUCGCUUCAGCCAUCGUUCAGGCACGCAGCAUAUACCCCAUCACCAGAACUCAGCAGCUUGCAAGCAUUGUUGCAGGUGCUUUUCCGGCAUCAGCACUGUAUGCACGAAAAGACUUGCUUCAGAGACCUACGCAUGUUGCUACCAAAACUUUUCAAGGCCUGCGAAUAUUUGUAAAUGAUGAGCUCCAUGAACUCUUCAUAGGCCUGAAGACAGCUGAGAAGUUUCUGAAACCUGGAGGUCGCCUUGUAGCCCUCUCCUUUCAUUCACUAGAAGAUCGUAUUAUCAAACGUUUUCUUCAUGGAAUAGACAUGACAGAAAAGUACAAUCUUGGCUCAAGGCAAAAGAUAAGACAGGCUCUGAAAAAUUGCUCCAAAGAAGAAUGUACACAAGAAUCUCCCCAUGGAAAAUCCAACUCAAAGUGGAUUUUUAUACAGAAAAAAGUUCUCACACCCCAGGCCAAGGAUGUUCAAGCAAACCCAAGAGGAAGGUCAGCUAAGCUAAGGGCUGCUAUUAAAGUCUAA